Messenger RNA from Ceratitis capitata (Mediterranean fruit fly), 2518 nucleotides. Its product is annotated as larval serum protein 1 beta chain. The record is from RefSeq and is a predicted model, not a curated record. The transcript is spliced from 2 exons. NCBI's taxonomy places the organism in Eukaryota, Metazoa, Arthropoda, Insecta, Diptera, Tephritidae. Bases 58 to 2400 code for a protein of 780 amino acids.
AACAUCAACAGUCUUUAGGCAUUGGAGCAAAGUAUCUAAUCCGGAGCAGUUGUCGCGAUGAAAUUAACCAUUGUACUUUUGGCACUCGUCGGCCUAGUGGCCGCCGCUAGCGUUUCCACUCCCAGCAGGGUGACAGUAGCAGAUCAUGCUUUCUUAGAGAGGCAGAAGUUUCUCUUCGAAAUCGUGUAUCGCGUGGAGGAUCCUUUGAUGUUCGAGGAAUACAUCAAGCUUGGUCAAUCGUUGAUCCAUGACAAGGCACACUAUACCUACUAUGAUGAGCAUAUGGAACAAUUCUACGAAGCUUACAAAUAUGGUGUACUCUUGCCCAGAGGUGAAUUCUUCGGUGCGCUCGUUAAGACUCACUACAGACAAGCUUAUGGUCUCUUCAACUUCUUCUACUACGCCAAGGAUUGGGAAACCUUCCAACAAAACGUUGCUUGGGCUCGCAUCCAUGUCAACGAAGGCAUGUUCGUCUAUGCACUGACUUUGGCUGUCAUUCAUCGUGAUGACUUCAAGGGUCUGAUGCUGCCAACCAUUUACGAAAUCUUCCCACAAUAUUUCCUCAACAGCAAAUUGAUUUACGCCGCCGAGAAGUUCGACUACAACACAUGGAGCAAAUAUAUGCAAUACGAGAAAGAACUCCAGAAUGUAUACCACAAAAAUAGCAGGUACUACGGCAACGAUUACUUCUACAUGAAGGACUUCAAGACCUACCAAUGGUGGAGACUGAUGGGUCUGGAUGAGCAAUGGUAUGCCGCUGAGAAGAGCUUCCCACUGCGUGAAAACUCGUAUGAAUUUGUCUCUGACGAUAAAUACGUGUCCUUCAUGAAGGAUAUCAACAUGUUCUGGCACCCAGUUGACUAUACUCGUGAUAUUGAAGACUUCAACGAACACUCUGUGUUGUCGUACUUCACUGAAGAUUUGGGCUGGAACGCAUACUGGUACUAUUUGAACAUGGAUUACGCUUUCUUCUUGGACGGCAAAACUUUUGGUUUGAACCAGGAUCGUCGUGGUGAAUGGUGGUUGUACAAUGUCGAUCAAAUCUUGGCUCGUUACUACAUGGAACGUUUGUCGAAUGGAUUUGGUGAAAUUCCAGAAUUCUCUUGGUACCACGCUUACGAAUAUGGCUAUGAUCCCGAGUUGGUUAGCUACAACGGUGUUGGUUACAGCUAUCGCAAGAACUACUACGAAAUUCAAUCUCACGGCAACUUUGACAUGUUGAACCAAAUUAAGAGCAGCUUCAAGCGCAUCUACGAUGCUGUAGACACUGGUUACUACACCACCUACGGUGGACAAAAGAUCGACUUGCGUCAACCCGAAUCCAUUGAAUACGUCGGCAACUACAUGCAAAACAAUAUCGAUGCCUUCGAUAAGACUUUCUUCAGCUACUGGAACAUGCUGAGCCACAUGUACUUGGCUGAUGUCGAUUACAAUGAUGCUGAAGUGUUCCCAAAUAUUUACUUAAACUUCGAAACUAUGCUGCGUGACCCUAUGAUGUACAGCUACUACAAGAAGAUCGCCGAUGUCUUCUACCGUGUCAAAUAUCAUUUGGAACCCUACACUCAUGAGCAACUUUACGCUGAUGGUAUUCAAGUUAUGGGUGCUAAAAUCGAUAAAUUGGUCACCUACUUCGAUAUGGUAGAUAUUGAUGUGAGCAACUUGAUGAAUGACAAAAUGGUGUUCGAUGAUGGUAAAUUCAUUUGGAACAAUGCAUUGUACGCACGUCAAAUGCGUCUUAACCACAAACCAUUCAACUAUGAAGUCAUUGUGAACGCUGAGAAACCACAAAAGGUUGUCAUGCGUACAUUUAUCGGUCCCAAAUUCGAUGAAUACGGACGGAUCAUCUCGCUGAAUAAUAACCGCAAGAACUUCAUUGAAUUGGAUGAAUACGUGAUGGAGUUGACUGCUGGUGAGAAUGUAAUCAAACGUUCAUCCAAUGACUUCUACUGGACUGUUAAGGAUCGUACCACCUACACCGAAUUGUACCACUAUGUGAUGGCUGCCUUCGAUGGCAAAUACGAGCUGCCUUUGGACAUUAGCGAACCACAUUGUGGAUUCCCCGAUCGUCUACUCUUGCCACGUGGUUGGGAGAGUGGUUAUCCAAUGCAAUUCGUCUUCUACAUUGCACCAUACACAGGCUCAGUCGAUCAAUACUCCAACUACGAUUCGACCUACUACUGCGGCAUCGGUUCCGGCACCCGUCACAUCGACAGCAUGCCAUUCGGUUAUCCAUUCGAUCGUCCAAUUGAUGAAUACGAAUUCUUUGUGCCCAACAUGUACUUCAAGGAUGUCAGCAUCUACCACGUAGAUACACUCCAACAAUACUACCAGGAUUACAAGAAAGUCGGCCAAUUCGACUACGCUUUCUACAAUGAUUACUACACCAAGUACUUCCAUUAAAUCGAGCUGGCUGUGGCAUAAGAAAAUUGGUUAUAUUUAAGUGAAAUAUGUAAAUCUUGUCAGUGAAAUAAGUUUCCUAUUCAUACUUAAUAUGUGGUCAAUAAUGGAUGUUUUGUUA